CUAUUGGGUUACUUCCAAGGCUCCAAGCGUCCAACCCUGCAAGGCUGCAAGUUAUCUAGCAGUGCAUUCACUCUGCCAAAUUCUCGUAUAAAAACCAUACCUACUUCAACUCCCUUCAAGAUUUCCCACAAGAAACGAAGCAAAAAUGGCAGCAACAUGUUAUUAUGCGACUACUUCAAUGUCUUCUUAUCCUUCAACGAACCGCUUUGCAUCGGUAUCAAGAACCGGGGUUAUCUCUUAUCCAACCCCUUUCAAUCCAUAUAAACUCGACGCAAUCUUCAGUUCUAGUCUUCUCUCCCUUUCUUCGAAAAGAAGACAACCAAGAAAACUGAAAGUUAAAUCAGCUGUAGCUCCUGUUGAAACCACAGCCGAGUUUGAUGAAAUGGUUUCUGGGACUCAAAGAAAGUAUUACAUGUUAGGCGGGAAAGGUGGUGUUGGUAAAACGAGUUGUGCUGCUUCACUUGCAGUAAAAUUCGCAAAUAAUGGUCAUCCAACCCUCGUAGUUUCAACAGAUCCUGCACAUUCUUUAAGUGAUUCCUUCGCUCAGGAUCUGACUGGUGGGACACUUGUACCUGUUGAAGGGCCCCUUUCUCCUCUCUUUGCCCUUGAGAUAAAUCCUGAAAAAGCUAGAGAAGAGUUUCGUGAUGUAAGCAAGAAGAAUGGUGGAACUGGAGUCAAAGACUUCAUGGAUGGCAUGGGUCUUGGAAUGCUUGCUGACCAAUUAGGAGAGCUGAAGCUAGGGGAGCUAUUGGAUACACCUCCUCCUGGUUUAGAUGAAGCUAUUGCUAUUUCCAAGGUUAUUCAAUUUCUUGAAUCACAAGAAUAUAACAUGUUUACACGUAUAGUUUUUGAUACUGCACCCACGGGUCAUACUCUUCGGCUUUUGUCAUUGCCUGAUUUUUUGGAUGCAUCAAUUGGGAAGAUAUUGAAGCUUAGACAAAAGAUAUCAUCAGCUACUUCAGCCAUCAAAAAUGUAUUUGGGCAAGAAGAAACUCGUCAAGAUGCUUCUGAUAAACUGGAGAAACUACGUGAAAGAAUGGUUAAAGUACGCGAGCUUUUUCGUGACACCAACUCAACAGAAUUUGUUAUAGUCACGAUUCCAACGGUGAUGGCAAUCAAUGAGUCAUCGAGACUGCGUGCUUCACUUACAAAGGAAAAUGUUCCUGUUAAAAGACUUAUUGUUAAUCAAAUUCUUCCCCCAUCUGCUUCUGACUGCAAGUUUUGUGCUAUGAAAAGGAAGGACCAGACACGUGCAAUUGACAUGAUCAGAAGUGAUCCAGAGCUGUCUAGUUUGCUUCUGGUACAGGCGCCUCUUGUUGAUGUUGAAAUUAGAGGUGUCCCAGCUCUUCAAUUCUUAGGGGACAUGAUUUGGAAAUGAAACUACAUAUAUCUAUAUAUAUCUAUCUAUCAUCAGCAUGAUAAGGUAAAUUUGGUGGGUCCCAUCCUCAAUUCUUAUCAUAUCAUGUAAAUUGUAACUCAUGGCAACAACUGACUGCUACAAGAUAUAUCAGAGACCCUUUUGGUGAGUCUUGUGGAAGAUGAGUUUUAAGUCACAUUUUUGGUUACAAGGCAAGACACAUAUAUAGAAAAGGAAGAAUUAGUGACUAUGGCGUUUUUUUUUUUUUUUUUUCAAAGUAUUAAAUACACUGCAACGGUGGUAAAUAGUAUAUUUAGACUGAAAUUUACUCUAUUAAAUUGCUGUUGUUACU
Molecule: messenger RNA, 1709 nt
Organism: Lactuca sativa (garden lettuce)
Lineage: Eukaryota; Viridiplantae; Streptophyta; Magnoliopsida; Asterales; Asteraceae
Source: RefSeq, a predicted model, not a curated record